AUGUGUAAUUUUGGGUCAGAUGUCGAUGCUGAUGAUGAACCGGUGGAUGUUUGGGCACAGUUGGUAGAAACACAAUUUCCAUAUAUCAAAUUUUCAUCACUUGAUCGCCACUCAAGAGGUGAGCCAGCACACUGCACAAACGCCCAAAGAUGUUUGAUCAAUCUUGGGCCAACACCCAAUGCCGAUUCUUCCAGCGGUGAGAAGAGAAUAGAUGAAGCUAUCCUCCUAUCCUAUGCUUCCUAUGCUUAA
Molecule: messenger RNA, 249 nt
Organism: Botrytis fragariae
Lineage: Eukaryota; Fungi; Ascomycota; Leotiomycetes; Helotiales; Sclerotiniaceae
Exons: 3
Coding region: 1-249 (82 amino acids)
Source: RefSeq, a predicted model, not a curated record